Mytilus trossulus (common blue mussel) is the source of this 3245-nucleotide messenger RNA. RefSeq lists its product as uncharacterized. The transcript has 7 exons. The record is from RefSeq and is a predicted model, not a curated record. Bases 42 to 1328 code for a protein of 428 amino acids. NCBI's taxonomy places the organism in Eukaryota, Metazoa, Mollusca, Bivalvia, Mytilida, Mytilidae.
AUCACAAGUGCCAAGAACGGAACUCAUCCUACUUAAAAGGAAUGCUGGAAUCGUUUCCUUUGUUAAUAUUUCUGUCUAUUGUUGGAAAUGUUGUCUCGCUUGGGAACGGACCAGGUGUGUGUAGCAGAACAGAACGCCAAACUGUCGAUCGAGUUGUGACGAAAGAGGUAUAUGUUGGAACUACAGAGAUACCAUGUGUUGUCAAUAGCUGGCUAGAUGAGUUAUCUUGUAUGAACAGAAAAACGAAAACAAUAAACGUUACAGAACAUAGAAAUGAAACAAUACAAGAAAUCGUUCCCAUGGUUAUUAAGUUUUGUUGUGCAGGAUAUACCCUCGAGGGGGACAGAUGUGUACAACAAACUACAACCACAACAACAACGGAGAGAAUGACAACCACUUCUACUGUUAGAGUAGUAACAACGCAACAACAAAAGACCACAAUACCAACAACAAAACCACAAACAACCAUAAAACCAACAACUCAACUACAAACAACCAUAAAACCAACAACAAAACCACAAACAACCCUAAAACCAACAACACAGCCACAGACAACCAUAAAACCAACAACACAGCCACAGACAACCAUUAAACCAACAACACAGCCACAGACAACCAUAAAACCAACAAUAAUAAAACCAGAAAUUACGACAAUUAAAAAAUCCGAAACGACUGUUCCACCAAAAUCAACUAAAAGUGUUCUUACAACAUCUGAAACGACCACUAAUGAUAUUGCAGCAACAACUGCAAGACAAGUGACAAUUGGAGCAAAAGUUAAACCAAAACGGAUCACUACCGACAUAGCAGGUGCAGACGGAAAUACUCCUAGUCCAGACAUCGAAAACAAAAUCAACCCAGACAGCUCGUCUGAAAGUGUAGAUACGAGAGAUAUGUUAUUAUAUGUGUCCGCUGCCUGCGGACUGUUGUCUUUUAUAACAAUGAUAGUUGUCGUCGGCAUAUGUUACCAGAGAUCAAAGAGAAACAACAACCGCCGAUUCCAUAAUGAUAUUCUGUCAAUGGAAACGGUUCGAGUUAACGGUUUGAAUCAAAUGCAUGGUGUGGAAAAUCCCAAUUAUAAGCAACAAAAUGAAUCAGAGUGCGUCGAACCUAUAAACUACAGAGAAAAGAAACAAAAUUGCAAUAACGUGUAUACAGAAAUGCGCUUAACCGGAGCAAACCAAUACGACGAUCUAGUAGGAAUCGAGGAAGACCCGUAUGACGAACUACCUGACGAAUUACCGGGCGAUUACCAAGAUUGCGAUGCGUCUCCAAGAUUAUACAAGGCUUCGGUAUCUCCAGAAAACCCUUACGAUGUUUCCAAGUAUUGAAUCUGUCUGAUGUUAGUGCUACCUGGUUUAUCAGUCACACUGUUCGGUCAGAGGAGAGACAAGACAUAUGAGUUGAACUGAGGUUUUGUUUUGCAAUUUUAUGUUUGCCAUUAAAUUAAACAUUAUAAUGUGAAAAUUACAUGUGCGGGAUUUUAAGAACACAUACUAGUAAUUUAACGUACUGUACUUUAUGAUUGGUAACUAGUUGUGUGAGUGUGUGAUAUAUAAUAUAAUCUUUAUUGCAAAAUUACACCCAUAAGGGUCAAGCAAUACAAGCAAACAAUGAUACAUUUUAAAUACAAUGCAAUACAAUGAAAUACAAUGCAAUUUAAUAGAACAUACUUUUAAAGUUCAAUUAUAAAUUUAUGUACAAAACACAAUCAUGAGCUUGUCUGACAUGGGUCUGACCCCCUCAGUUCUAAAGACUGCUUAAUGAAGACUCCAAUAUGACAAACAAGUUCAAGGAUGGGGUUUUGAAUGUGUUUUAGUUUAUUAUAUACUAUUUGUCGUAAUAUUUUCGCCAUAAUCGUGGUUAUUAUUUCACACAUGUUUCACUUAAAUGUUUCAUUCAUUCUCCAUUUAAACGUUAAUGCCGUAAACAUAACCACUCUAAAUUCUCCCUUUUGAGUGUCUGGAUAAGGUUAACUAUUGUCACCUAUUCAGACCCUCUUCUAUGGUCCAUAUCGUGAACGGCCCAUUGCGCCAAAUUAAGCAGAUAUACGGAAUAUAUGCUUAAUUUCAAUACAUUUUUGAUUUCGUUUUUUUGCGUUGUUUGUUAUAUAUAUGUAAUAACUUUUUGGAUGUUAGGACCAGCGAGCGAGAGAGAGAGAGAGAGAGAGAUGUCACCGAUUUUGUUUGGAUGUUAGGUCGAGCUAGCCCAUUUUGUCCAUGGAAUCUAUUGUCGUAGUCCAUGUGUAAAUCAUCACUGCCAAAGGACCACAUGGUUGCAAUGGCUAUAUAUAUAUAUAUAUAUGUUGGUACAAUGAAAGGUAUGAACCUGCACACCGGGAACCAAUGGUUUGUUUUUCUUACGGACAGAAACAUUACUUAUGCUUGAUGGUAAACAUAACCAAAGCAAGUAAAAAAUGGAAAGGCAAAUUUGUUCUAAGAAUAUGGAUGUAGUAUUCAGUGGGCAAUCACAUCAGAUAUCGGUCCAAACACAGAUUCCCAUUGUUGUAGACCCAUUGGUGACCUUAUGCUGUUGUCUGUUCAUUGAUCAGGUUAUUGUCACUUUGACACAUUCCCGUUUUCAUUCUCAAUUUUAUUUCUUUGUUGUUGUUUUGGGUUUGUUUUUUUUACAUGUACUUUUUAAAGUUUGUAUCUUUUUUAAUAACUUGGCCCAUAUUUGUAUAAUUGCAAUAAAUAAUUAAACCUUAACAUAAAAUAUGUGAAUAUGCCAUUGAUAUGUGAAAUGACUGCAUGAUGGUGAUUGUGGUAUGUCGACAUUAAGGAUCAAUUUUCGGUCUUCACAGAUACUCUUAGAUUUCUUGAAUUAUCUGUUUGUACAGAAAGUUUUUUGUAAUAUGACCGUGACGUCAUCACCGGGGUUUUUUCAUGAUUUACUCCGGCUUGAAAAGAAUUAAAUUAUAGGGAAUGACAAAUAUUUUUCCUAUCUAUUCGAAAUAACAUCAAACCUGUGUGCACGCAGGUUAUUCAGUGUGCACCACAUUUUUGGUGUUAUUUUUUCAUAGGCAGAAAAAAAUAUUACAGUCAUUCCUUAAACAGUUACAAAAUAAUGUUUAUGGUUGAACAACUUGACCUUCACGAAGACAACGGAAAUCUACCUCUUAUGUUUGCAAAGUACAUUAUACAAUUAAGUACUGAUAUGUCUGUACCGGAAGGACAUCUAUUCACAUGCCAUAAAGUGUCAGGCCAUAUCUAAGAGGUCUUAAUUAAAUGUUUAAAUUAUUUUUUGCG